Messenger RNA from Polyodon spathula (Mississippi paddlefish), 5032 nucleotides. Its product is annotated as zinc finger MYM-type protein 3-like. Gene Ontology annotation, molecular function: zinc ion binding. NCBI's taxonomy places the organism in Eukaryota, Metazoa, Chordata, Actinopteri, Acipenseriformes, Polyodontidae. Bases 218 to 4636 code for a protein of 1472 amino acids. The transcript has 25 exons. The record is from RefSeq and is a predicted model, not a curated record.
UGAGAUCUCGCGAGGCUUCCUUCACGCCGCUCCAGCGUGGUCCAAUCGGAGAGCAGGCCUUGCCUGUUUGCUCCAGAACGGUUACUGCUGCAAAAGCUGCUCGUUUUUAAAGUCACAGGCACCCGUUUUCCACGUUCGUUUGGACAAGCACUGUGAAAUUAAUGUCACUUUGUGGGGUAGGAAUCUCGACACUAUCCAGUGGAUUUGCUGCCAAACUAUGGAUCCCAGUGAGCUUCCAGGGUCUCUAAACCCCUUCCAGCUUGCAGAUGAGGCCUUGAGGAAUGACUUGCUGACCAUGCCCACCAGCAUGGAGGUCCCCGGCAGCGCCUUGCUGGGGCUGGAGGAGUACAGCGCUGCCACGCCCACUCUGACUCAGUCCGAGAGGGUCAGGCAGAAGACACAGGACAGCUUGAGCAUCUUGGAGAACCCGGACUCCUUGGAACUGUCCAAGACCCAGGUGGAGGAGUUCUACAGCAAAGUGUUCCCAGAGCCGUCUGGAUCGGCGGGCCCCUGGCCAGCAGAUGUGCCUAAUUGCAGAGAAGCUGAGGCAGUGAUGCCAAAGCUGUCUGGGGAUGUAGAGAUGGAGGAGGUUGAGGAUUUGGUAGGGAAGGAGUUGGGGAAUGACUUUGGCAGCCGAGAGGAGGCACCACAGCCACAAACGGAAGGGGAGCAGAUAAAAAGUACACUGGUAGUGAAGCCCGAAUUGAAAGCUGAAAGUAGCACUGUAAGCCCACCCUCAUCUGUAUCCCCGGCUGUAUCUAACCAAGAGGUGUCUUUGGUAGGUGAGAAAGAGACUUGCUCCAAAGAGCUUGAUGCUGAGCAGGGGGAGACCAAGCCUGAGCAGGGGGAGACCAAGCCUGAGCAGGGGGAGAUCAAGCUUGCAGAAGUUGCCUCUUCAGCAGAAUGCCAAACCUCUGCUGUAGAGAGCCUGGUGCAAAUCAAAAAUGAGUGUAAAGCUGAAGGUGAUACAGCAGCAGAGGGCAGCAAAAGCCAACAAGCCAGCAGGGCCAAAUUGGAAGAAAAGGCAGAGACACCACCAGCAGCUGCUAAAGAUCAGACACAGGGGAAUCUGGCAGCCUCGAGCCCAGACGAAAAAAUUACUGAUGCUUCAGAGGAAAAACCCAAAGGCAGGAUGGAAAUGAGGAGAACUGAACGCUUUAGGAGAACCGAAUCCCGGGGAUCGACAGGACUUUCUGACAGUGCUCAGUUAUCCGAUGACGACUCUGACGCCAUGGUGGAUGAUCCCAACGAUGAGGACUUCGUCCCGUGCAGCACCCCACGACGCUCCACUCGGAUGUCUCUGCGCAACCAGAGGCCUCACACGCCGGCUAUUGCUGCAGUCCCUCCUGGUGCACUCAGCCGGCCGAGGAGCACAGUGCACAGCGCGCCACCGAGCACAGUGCACAGCGCGCCACCGAGCACAGUGCACAGCGCGCCACCGAGCACAGUGCACAGCGCGCCACCGAGCACACCCCACAGCGCGCCGCCACGCUCACUCACCAAAAUGUACUGCGCACACUGCAGGACCCCACUGCAGAAGGGGCAGACUGCCUACCAAAGGAAAGGGAUGCCCCAGCUCUUCUGCUCUUCCAUCUGCCUCUCUGCCUUCUCCAAGAAACCGCCAAGGAAGAAGCCUUGUGUGUUCUGCAAAAAGGACAUUUGGACUACAAAAGAUUCCGUUGUCGCCCAGACUGGACCGGGAAACUCUUUCCAGGAGUUCUGUAAUAAAACUUGCCUUUCACUUUACGAAGCCCAGUUACAAAAGGCGGCUGUUCCAACAGCUGAUUCUACUGCCCCAAGAUGUAGCAUCUGCCACAAAGCAGGAGAGAUCCAGCAUGAAGUGAGCAGUGGCAAUAUGGUCCACCGUCUUUGCAGUGACACCUGCUUUACCAAGUUCAGAGCCACAAAGGGGCUGAAAACAAACUGCUGUGAUAACUGUGGGGUGUACAUCUACAACAAAGGGCUUCCUCUCGAGUACCUCUUUCACGAGGGACAGCAGAAGAGGUUCUGCAACUCUGCCUGCUUAGCUAUGUACAAGAAGAAAAAUACCAAAGUGUACCCGUGCAUGUGGUGCAAGACUCUGUGCAAGAACUUCGACAUGCUCUCGAGUGUGGGCCGCAAUGGCAAGAUGGGACUCUUCUGUUCUGUGUGCUGCAUCACGUCUCACAAAGUCAAGAACGCAGGGCCCACAGUUCCUCCCAAGCCGUGCAGCUUCUGCAGGCGCAGUCUGUCAGACCCGGGGUAUUACAACAAGACCGACAGGGUGGUCAGUCAGUUCUGCAGUCCCAGCUGCUGGACUAAAUUUCAGCAAUCCAGCCCCGAAGGUGACAUCCAUUUAAACUGCCACUCCUGUCACAAUCUAUUCAGCGGCAAGCCUGAAGUACUGGACUGGCAGAACACCAUCUACCAGUUCUGCUGUAAAGAAUGCUGUGAGGAUUACAAGAGGCUGCACGGGGUGGUGUCGGUCUGCGAGCACUGCAAACAGGAGAAGCUGCUGCAUGAAAAGAUCAAGUUUUCAGGAGUGGAAAAGAAUUUCUGCAGUGAAGGCUGUAUAUUACUGUAUAAGCAGGACUUCACUAAGAACCUGGGCCUGUGUUGCAUUACUUGUACAUACUGCUCCCAGACAUGCAAAAGAGCUGUAACAGAAGAGCUGGAUGGCAACACCUGGGAUUUCUGCAGCGAGGAAUGCAAAACCAAGUACCUGCUCUGGUACUUUAAGGGAGCCAGAUGCCAUGGCUGCAAACGGCAAGGGAAGCUUUUGGAAACCAUACACUGGCGUGGGGAGAUCAAACACUACUGUAACCAGCAAUGCCUCCUGCGGUUCUACAGCCAGCAGAACCAGCCCAACCUGGACACUCAGAAGGGGCCGGAGAGCUUGCUAAACAAACAUACGCAAGAGUUGAAAACAUCAACCACUGCUGCUAAGAAAUUUGAACCUGCUGAGAAGACACAAGCAGCCGAGCUCCCCCCCUCCCUGUCUCCUCCUCCCUUACCCACUGCCCGCAAGAACAAGGCUGCCAUGUGCAAGCCACUGAUGCAGGACCAAGAGGUGUCCUGCAGACCUGAGAUGAUGUCAGUAGGUUGCCAGACAGAGGAAGACUGGAAACCACAGACGGUUGUUAUCCCCAUCCCAGUCCCUGUCUUUGUGCCAGUGCCUAUGCAUAUGUACUGUCAACAAACACCAGUGCCUUUCACCAUGCCGAUCCCAGUCCCAGUUCCUAUGUUUCUUCCAACCACCCUGGAGAGUGCUGAUAAGAUCGUAGAAACGAUUGAGGAGCUGAAAGUGAAGAUCCCAUCCAACCCGCUCGAGGCAGACCUUCUCGCCAUGGCGGAGAUGAUUGCAGAGGCCGAGGAGAUGGAUAAAGCAUCCUCCGAUCUCUGUGAUCUCGCCAGCAAUCAGAGUGCAGAGGGCUUGCUGGAAGACUGCGAUUUGUUUGGACCAGCCCGAGACGAUGUUCUGGCGAUGGCAGUCAAAAUGGCGAACGUUUUGGAUGAGCCGGUUCAGGACUUAGAAGCAGAUUUUCCUAAAACACCCUUAGAUCCCAGUGUUGACUUCCUUUUCGACUGUGGACUCGUGACCACCGAUGACGAUCAUACAGAACAUGAGCUUCCCAGAGUUGUAAGAAAGGGCCAGAAACGGAUACUGCUGUCGGAGAGCUGCUCCCGAGACUCGAUGAGCAGCCAUUCGGGAUGCACGGGGUUAAAUUAUUCCUACGGAGUGAGCGCCUGGAAGUACUGGGCUCAGACCAAGCAUUCCGGCAAUGAGGGCGGAAAAAACGAAGAGCUACGAUUUGGCCCUAAACCAAUGAUGAUAAAAGAGGAUAUCCUUACUUCCACUGCUGCUGAACUGAACUAUGGACUGGCGCAGUUUGUGAAGGAAAUCUCUCGACCAAAUGGGGAAAGAUACGAUCCAGACAGCAUUUACUACCUGUGCCUUGGAAUACAGCAGUACCUUCUGGAGAACAAUCGAAUGGUCAACAUCUUCACGGAUUUGUUCUAUCUGACUUUUGUACAAGAACUUAACAAGAUGUUAAAGGGCUGGCAGCCCGCGAUAUCCCCGACUGGUACGAUCCUCUCUCGGGUGGAGGAGGAGCAUCUGUGGGACUGCAAGCAGCUGGGGGUGUACUCUCCCUUCGUCCUGCUCAACACCCUGAUGUUCUUCAACACCAAGUACUUCGGCAUGAGGACGGUGGAGGAGCACCUGCAGCUGUCCUUCACCAACGUGGUGCGUCAGUCCAGGAAGUGCUCCAUGCCCAGGGGCGUGGGCAAGGUAGUCAGCAUCCGCUACUGGCCGUCUGUGCGCAGCAAGAAAGGCAGAGAAAGCAGCCUGGGAAAGAGGAAACGGGAGGAAGAAGGAACGAUUCUGGAGCAACUGGAAAACAGGCUGAACCCGCUGAGAUGUCCAGUGAAGUUUUUUGAGUUCUACCUGUCGAAAUGCCCGGAGAACAUGAGGAGCAGGAACGACGUGUUCUAUCUGCAGCCGGAGCGCUCGUGCAUCGCGGAGAGCCCUCUGUGGUACUCCGUCAUCCCCAUGGACAGGAGCAUGCUGGAGAGCAUGCUGAACAGGAUCCUGGCGGUGAAGGAAAUCUACGACGACCACCACACCGGGGAGGAGCUAGAGGAUGACAUCGCCUGAGGGGCUCCUCUUUUAAUGUACUUCAGGACCUGUAAAUAACCAGGAGACCAGUGUUUGGUGAAACAGCAUUGCUGCACUUCGCUUGUUUGGCAGGUCAUAGUUUAAUAACUAGCGUUGGGAAUUGUACAGUGUGCAAUCCGAAGUAUUAAUAAGGUUUAAGGGACUCCUUGUACAUCUUGUGCCAUGUUAUCCCAGUAUGUUUCACUGACCUCCCACCUAAGCUGUUGGUGAGCUUACGUCUGUUGUCUUUCUCUGUCCUGUCUCGCUCAACCAGUCUCCUAACAAAUUACUCCUUUUAUUUUGAACACUAGCUGUGUAGUAAUUUGGAAUUAACGGACUGGAUUUUUACAGGACCUAAAGGAAUGUCCCUGUUAAAAUAAAUGCAAUCCAAACUUG